AGAGGGAAAAGAGAAAGAGAGAAAUGCUCAACGCAUGCGUCUCGUCUGUGCCGAGCCGACGACGGGCGCACCGGCUCACGGUUUAUAUUAGUUUACAUUAGGACAGGCACAUAUAGACACCGCAAAUGCUCGUGGAUAAAACUAAACUAACUAACAUCAACAUGAACAGCAAGAGUGCAUUACUGGUGCAACGAUGGAUGCUCCAACCGCGCGUGUUGCUCGUUCUCAUUUUGCUGCAAUUUAUCAUUCAGUUUUUCACAUCUGUCUAUCUGUACAAGUAUGUCACGAACGUGGACAGCGAUCUUCGCUUGGUAAAAAGUCAGUAUCCACCGGCUUUUCCGCGGCGGAGACGCAGCAGCGCAUUGCCAACCGGCGAAGACAAUACAGUUUCUGACAUAGCAAGUAGGCUUCGGGAGGAUAAGGAAAUCCAAGGUACAAGGAAAGUAACAGCCUCCCCUAUCAUGGUAUCUGGCUCUGCGUCUUCGCCAACAGUGGCCGGAGGUCAAGACUGGGUCUGGUUGAACGCCGACACGCGAAUACAAUUCGAUGCGAUCGAGAAUUUUUGCCGUUCAUCUGCAAAGUAUUGCCCACCGGGCCUUCCUGGUGCUCCUGGAAAUCCAGGUCCACCUGGUGAACCGGGUCUGCCUGGUAUCCAGGGAAUGGUGGGACCGAAAGGACCUCCUGGACAACCCGGUCAUCCUGGUGUCAGAGGACCCAAAGGCGACAUCGGUCCACCAGGGUUCGACGGAAGAGACGGUGUACCUGGUGAACCCGGUUUGGACGGGAUUCCCGGUAGAAGCGGUCUGGAUGAUCCCGGGACCAAUGGUAAGCCGGGUAUAAACGGGUCGCCUGGAUCGCCUGGAAGAAAUGGAACAGACGGAAGACCCGGUCAAAUGGGACCUCAAGGACCACCAGGACCGCGCGGAGACUUAGGUCCGCCCGGUCGAUCCGGAAUGCCCGGAAACAACGGUAAGCCGGGUAUACAGGCUUACAAAGUGAACAUCAAUGACCACAGCAUGCAUGACAUAUUAAUACCGCCAUCCAUUCUAGAGAUCGCAUCGCCGUUGAACGCGAGCGACGUAAUUUCCGUGCAAGAAGGCAGCAAUAUACGACUGAGAUGUGCAGCUAGUGGGAAACCGCAACCCGUUAUACAGUGGGCCAAAAUAGACGGUUCGACGAUACCUAUGGGAACUUGGCACGUGAAUUCGAUAGUGAGCCCGAGCCAUACUUUUAAUAUCACCACGGUCACCCGAGAACACAUGGGCGAAUAUGUGUGUAACGCCAACAACGGGAUAGCACCAGCAACUUCCAAAAAAUUCAAGCUCCAAGUCAGAUUUCCGCCGUUUAUUCGUAUACGCAGCAAGGUGGUUCUCGUGCGAAACCAAAAUCCUGCGACGUUGGAAUGCGAGGUGGAGGCCUUUCCCGAGCCGGUGGUGCACUGGGAACGUGGGGACGGUCGUCGUUUGAAGAUAUCGGAUAAAUACAGGACGGAGAUUUAUGACCGGCGAGAUUAUAAGUUGAAGAUGAAGCUAAGAAUCACGAGAGUGACGUCGGCGGAUCACGGGAUUUAUCACUGCGUGGCGAAAAAUGAUCUUGACAUCAUCAAGGGAUCCUUUAUAGUGGACGACGACAUGAGAGACGUCGAGAAACUGAAGUUGGGGAAGGACGUUACGUAUGGUCAGCCUAUGCCUCCGAGCGUCGAUCAGGAGCAAGAAAUGUGCAUUCCUAAAGAAAGCUGCACGUCUUGCCCCAAGUGCACGUACACAGACAUAGUCGACGCGUACGUGAACGUUCAACCCUUGCGCGGGAUUAACGUAACGCGGCCGCUAUCGCCGUUAGCAGAGGGUUUGAUAGAAGCCGUGGGAAAACCCGUGCUGAAAGGAAGCAUGGACGAUUAUUAUGGAUGCUGGAUGCACGACGCGUCUUCCUCGCGAUAUCCUCACGAUAUCAUGUCCGAUCGGCUCUUUGUGACUCGCACGGCCAACACGUCCUACAUCUACGAGUACAAAUCGAAGGAACACUUCAAAAACGAGACGGGUAGUCCGAUAAAGCUGCCCCAACCCUUUUCGGGUAACGGGCACGUAGUUUACAACAAGUCGUUCUUCUACAAUCCCCAAAAUCAGUCGUCGGUCUUGCGAUUUGAUCUCUACGGAUCGGAAUGCAAGUCUGAACGCAACAUACAUUCAGCCAAUUGCGAGAUGCAGCUGCGCUUGGUGGUCAAUACUAAGAACUACCUCUACACGCACAAUUUCACUUACGUGGAUUUCAACGUAGACGAGAACGGUUUAUGGGUUAUUUAUGGAUUACUCUCCAACAAUACGGUGGUGGCGAUGGAUCCUGCAAAGAUGACGAUUCAGUACGCGUGGAACAUCAGUAUCGAUCAUCAUAGAUUCGGAGAGAUGUUCAUCGCGGGCGGAGUGCUUUACGCUAUACACAGUGUCACCGAAGAAACUAUGAAGAUACGAUUUGCCUUCGAUCUGUAUCAAGAAACGAUGCGGGACGUUUCACUGUCGUUCACGAAUCCGUAUCACAAGACCACAGCGGUCAGCUAUAAUCAUAAAACGAAGGAGCUGUAUACGUGGAACAAGGGCAACCAAUUAGCCUAUCCCGUGAAAUAUCGUGACGAAUUAAUAGGAGGAGGCAAUUAAAAAAGUAUUUUCUUCGGAAAUAUACGGUGCGUUGUUAAUCGCCGUUAAUUAAUGAGGAACUUUAACAUAUUAACGCGUCCUCUCAUUCUUCGAUCUUAUAGCUCUUCUGAGCCCUCUAUUUAUCCGAUGUACGAAAAUAAUAAACAAGAUCAAUCGAUGUGAGUAAAUAUUGUUUAUUUAGUUUAGCGCAUACGUAAAUGUAUUCUAACGAGGGAUCAUUAAAUAUAUAUUUUUAUCUGUAA
Molecule: messenger RNA, 2890 nt
Organism: Nylanderia fulva
Lineage: Eukaryota; Metazoa; Arthropoda; Insecta; Hymenoptera; Formicidae
Source: RefSeq, a predicted model, not a curated record